AUGAAAUUCGAUGCUGAAAGAAUCGCAGCUCGUCUGAAAAUCGAUGAAAAAUGGGAUGAGAUCGAAGCGGAAAAUCUAGCGAAAUCUAGAAAAGGUCGACAAAUUCAACCGAAGGAAAUAAGUAUUCAAGUAAGUCAAAAUUCAAAAAAGGCGGUAUCUCAAGUUACCGGAAAUACCGAAAAAGAUGGCGGCCAUUUGGCAGGUAAUUGAUUAUUGUUGUCUUGAAUAAACAUACUCAUGUUGAGUGAAAUAAGUACAUCUGUGCAAAUAUGAAAAGGGGGAGGGGGUUUGAAUAUUUUGAACACUUGUAAAAUUGGAUGGCCUUGGGACCAAGUACAUGUAGUUUGAACAUUAAAGGAACACGCACUUAAAUUAAAGGGGUUUGAAUAUUUUUUUUUUGAAAACUUAUGUCACUUUUCGUGAACUAUACUUGUUUUCACUUCCAAAAACUCACAUUCUUAGAUUUUUUUGAAAUUUGAAACUUCAUAGGAUUCAGAAAUCUAGAAAAAAUUCUAACAAUUUUUGUGAAAAACAACUUUUUUUAAAGAAUAAAAUUAAGAAUUUGAAAAUUUGGAAUAAAAAGCCAUGUGGCAAAGUUUGAAUUUUCAAAAAAAAAUGUCUAUUUUGCAGGUCACCGCUCCUUUGUUCUCGAGUCGACUAUUCGAUUAUGGACCAUCUUCUGGUGAUUCAGAACUUCCACAAGCUUUGGAUGUUGGAAAAAAGCUUGAUCUUGCACAUCCAAUCUCGUUCUUCGGUUCCGAAUAUAAAACUAUUUAUGUGAGUUGUUUGAGAACUUGGGAAGAGUGGAAUUUGAAGGCGGAUAGAUUUUUUGAAGCUUUUGAUUACUGUAGUUCAAUUCUAGAAACUAAAACUCACAUACAAAUUUUAUUGCAAUUCAGACUCACUAUUUAUCGAAAAAAAUAACAAAUCUGAAUCAAAGUACCCAACAUUUCUGGGGAAGAAUUGGGUUUCAAACGAAGCUUCGUCUUGACAAAAAAUUCCCAACUCCAAAUCUAUACAGGUUCUCUCAAAUGGUGCAAUCGGAUUCGAAGCCGCUGCUCGAUCCUACAAAUCAGGAGUUCUACCAGGUUCAACUCGUCUAAUCGCACCAUUUUGGAAUCGAAAUGAUCUCAGAAAUGGUGGAAAAGUUUAUUAUCGUGAAGUCACUAGUUAGUUUUUUUUUCUUUUUGAACUUUUGAACUCAAAAAACUUGAUUUUGCAGAGGGUCGAGUUUUGGAGCGUGGUCAAUCUGAAAUCCGCUAUCAAUAUGAUAAAAAUGUAAAAGUAAUUUCGGCUUUAAUUAUAACUUGGGAUAAAAUGCAACCAUUAAACACGGCUGCUUUACCCGAAGAUAAUACGAAUACAUUCCAAGCUGCUAUUUUUAUAACACAGAAUGGAACUUUUUCGAAUUUUAUUUAUAGUAAUAUUGGAUGGACUCAAGGAGCUGAGGUUUGCUUUUUGAGAGAAGCGAGUGAAUCUAUUGUUUAAUUUUUAGGCUGGAUUCAACGCUGGCGACGCAACAAAUCAUUUCAAACUUCCAACAUCUGGAACUCCAAAUAUAAUGUAUCUUGAAGAAUACGGAAAUACUGGAAUUCCUGGUGAAUGGAUGUUUGAGUUGUCCGAACUUCGAGUUAUCAGUUGUAAAUCUGGAAUUAAGGGAGACACUUGUGAUCAAGGUAAUCUUUUGUAGAUGAUUAGGAACUUUUUAUACAAAACUUUUGAUCAUUGCAGAAUGCUCAAACGGAGAAUGGGGUCCAGAUUGUGCAUAUUGUUGUCAUUGCUCAGAAGGAACUUGUCAUCCAGUAACCGGAGAUUGUUCACGUGGAUGUGCACAAUGUUGGGAUGGAGUUGCGUGUCAAACUAGACAGGAAAAAUGUGCAACACGAACACAAUGCACUUCGAAUGCUUUGAGUUUUAAUGAUUAUGAUCGAUGUGGAGAACCAAUUCAGAGAUGUCAAUGCUUGAAUGGUUAUAAAGGAGAUGGAUAUAAACAUUGUGAAGGUAAGGCUUGAAAAUUUGAAAAUUAAAAAAUUCUAGAAAAAAACAUAUGGCUGCAAAUCUAGAAUUUUCAGACAUUGAUGAAUGUGCUGCAAAUUCGACACUCUGCCACAAAGAUGCAUUUUGCACAAAUACACCCGGUCGAUUUUAUUGUCAAUGCAAAGAUGGUUUCACUGGCGACGGACAAACUGAUUGUUCUCAAUCAUUCCUUUUCCAAUAUGACACACAUAAACAAUUACCAAAAAAAAGAUAUUCGAGAAUGGAGUGGAUUUUGAAGAGACCAAUGAAAAUAUUUGGAGAAAUUAUUGAUAAAUUAACAAUCACAUCAUCUGGUUUAAUUGCUUUGGAUGAUAUUCGAGAAGCUCAAGGGAAAUUAGAAGAUUAUGUUGGAAUUGCUCCAUUUUUUGCGCCAAUUGAUAUUUCAAAAAGUGGAACAGUUAGUGUAGAAGAAGUUGAUGAUCCAAAUGUGUUGCAAAAAGUGACACGAACUAUUGCCGAGAAUUAUAAUGAUCCAAGUUUCGAAGCAAAAUCCGCACUCAUUAUCACAUUUUCAAAUGUCACUUCUGAUACAAAACAAUCUGGAAAUACAUUCCAAACUUUGUUGAUUGAUGGAAAUGGAGCAAGAGAGGAGAAAAUGAGUUUUGCUGAAAUUAUGUAUCGAGAAAUUGGAUGGAGUGGAAAUGCUGAAGCUGGAAUUAUCUCGAGGGAUUCGUCAUCUUCGAUUCUUUUGCCAGCUUCAGGAACUGAUCAAAUAUCACAACUUGUCAAAAAUAGUAAUAUUAAACAGCCAGGAACCUGGUUAUACAGAAUUGGUGAGUUUUUCUUGAACAAACCCCGAAACCAAAGGUUAUCUGAACCCUUUCAGAUAAGCCACAACUUCUUCCAUGUGCUCAAUCAAUUCAAGUCGCACCAUUCUGUGAUCAUAUUCAACCACGUCUUCCAGUCACAAUUCCAGAUGAAAAGAAGGAGGAUUUGAGAUUACCUGAACCUGGAAUCUUCCAAAUUCCGGAGACAAUCAAACCAACUUUAGUUCGAGGAGGAACAAAUAGAAAUGUAAGGAAAAUAUUUUUUGGAAAACUUAAAAAUUUUAAUCUUGAGAAAAUAAUGUUCCAAAAAUUUGAUUUGCAGACACUUACUGUAACCAGUGCACCAAUCGCCAAUCUGAAUCCACCACGAACAACUCGUCCACGCCCCAAUUUUUCCGCCAAACCAACAUCACAUCGUCCGAUUGUUUCGUUGUCAGAUGAGGAUUUUGAAAUUGGGCCAGAUGCAUUUGAAGUCACAUUCCCGCCAUUUGUCACUGUGGUUCCCGAAUUAUUUAACAAGAAAACACAACAACAACAACAAAAAUCGAAACCAAAACCAUUGCCGGAUUUCACAAUUAAUACUGUGAGUUGGGGAAAAUAAAAACGGGGAAUUUAAAAUGAGCUAUGACGUGGCAAAACCUCAAAAACAUCAUCUCAGUUUUCCACGUCAUUGCUAGUGGUCAAAAAUUUUAAUUGGAAGAUUUUUAACUUAUUUAUGUAUAGAGAGUUAUGACGUGGCAAAUCUACAGUACGAACUCUCAGAAAAAUGUCAGUUUUGCCACGUCAUAACUCAACUUGAUCUAGCUAAAUUUCCUAAACUAGAAAUCAUUAUGACGUGGCAAAAAGUAAGUGCGAUUUUCUAGAAUAUUCCUGCGCUAGAGCUAUCUCAUCGAAGUUAAUUAUCAAAUCCUAAAAUUAAUGUUUUCAAAAAUAAGGGAUUUGUUCAACCCAACAUCAAAAUUUUUUAGCCAUUGCGAGAAAUCGAGUCAAGUACAUCGACCUCUAGAAAAACAACAAUUCCAUCAACAUCAACAACUACUGAACUUCCAACAACAUCUGAAGAAUUUGAACAUGAAACCACAAUCGAAUCAGAUGAAGAAGAAUCGCCAUUUGAGAAAACUGGAAGUUUUGAUGGUGAUGUUGAAGAAAUCACAACAACUUCAACUUUGAGACCAACCACAACAACAACUGAAAUAAUUGUGACACCAAGACGAAGAAUUCCAUCAACAACAACAACAUCUACAACAACUGAAAGAAUCACAACAUCUGAAGAGAUUUUGAAUAAUGAUGUGACAAGUUCAGAAGAAACUGAGAAGACAAUCUUUGUAUUUACAACAACACCAAAAGCCACAACAAAACGAGUUCCGAUAACUCGACCACUUCCACCAAAUAUAAAUCUAGAUCGAAAUAACAUUGAGCAAAAAAGCGAAGAACAAUCAGAAAGAAAAUUGGCAAUUAUUCUACCGGUUAUGAUUAUUUUGGCAUGGAUGGCUAUUCUGAUUUGUAUUGCUGCAAUUGUUUGUUGUAAACGAAGAUCAUCAAGAGAAACAUCGCAACUUCGAGCAAUGUAUGGAGCUGCUUAUGGAAUUCGACCAACUGGAUAUGAAUCAAAACGAAAAGAUACAUCAUAUGAAGAUCAUUUGGAACGAGCUGCAAGAUUAGGAGGACAACCAAGAGAACAGGUAACAAGAGAGCUCCUUAUUUUAUAUUUACUUUGGUGUGCUAUCUUGCUUGGUGUGUUAACCAAUCCCUUUUUAACAUUUAACAGAUUGGCGCCGCAAAAAUGUCAUUAUAUGGAAGUUAUUGGAACUUGCCACCUGGUCCAUCAUCAACUUCUUGUUCAAGUCAAUCAAGUCAAUCACCGCAUGCCAGACAACAACAAUCACCGCCAACAUUUUUGAAUCGAACACAUUCAAAUCAAAACAAUAAUCAUUCUCAUCACGGGUCAUCAUAUCUUCAUCAUAACAAUAAUUCAACUAAUACUUCAACGGUUUGUUUUUAUUGUUAGAUGCGGAAAUUAUUUUUGGUGGUGGAGAUUUGUUUGUUGAGUGAGAUUGGGAAUUUUCUAGAUCUGUACCGGAAAUUCAAAAUGUUAGGGAACAUUUCUCUAACAAAUUCUGUUAAUUUUGAAAACUUGAAAUUCUGACUAUUUUUGUCAAGUUGUUUUUCCGGUAUGCGACUUCACACAACAAUUACAUUUUCAUGUUUUUUUCAAAAAAAUCUAACCAAAAUAAUUAAUAUUUCAGAGGUACGCAUAUGCAGGGCACUACUAA
Molecule: messenger RNA, 5077 nt
Organism: Caenorhabditis angaria
Lineage: Eukaryota; Metazoa; Nematoda; Chromadorea; Rhabditida; Rhabditidae
Source: the annotation of a GenBank genome assembly